GUAGCGGUAGCCUAGGGUCUAGGCACAGUGUAAACUUCAAAAGCUCUCAACUUGUGAACGUUGCUGUGAUCAUAGAUCUAUGCUCUGAUGCAGAACUGUUACGGAGCUAAAAAAAACCUGAGGAACGUAAUACUUUGGCUUAGCUUAAUAUGAGUACUAACUCGCUGUCAGCAAAAGAAAGUCGCCAUUUGUGUAUUUCUGGUUUGCCGAAAGUAGAUGAAGGAGAGUUAUUGAGACUUUUUUCAGAAUUUGGUGAAGUUGAGAGCAUUAAGCUAUUGUCACAAAAUGAUCCAAACGGAGGUCUUUCUGCAUGUAUUGAUUUUUAUAAAGAUGAUGAUGCAGUUGCUGCUUUUAAAGCUGACAUCAAAAUUAAGGGUUCUGAAGUGAAGAAGUCAUUUUGUGAUCAAUCAAGCAAAUGUAAAGAACACCCACAUUUCACUACAGCUUCAGGUGAUGAGGAGCACAGGAGUACAACUAGUUCUACUAGUAGUAGUAGUAGCACGUCCAGUGAUGCGAGAAGCUCAAGUGUAAGUAGUACUACUGACUCUGAAGGUGAAACUGAGGUUGUGAAGCAGAAACAAAGUCCAGAAAAUGAAAGCCUUAUACUUAAGUUUAUGAAUCUGUCUCAUCAUAGGUCAGAGUCAUCAGUUCAUGAAGCACUUUAUCAAAAGUGUUGUAGUUAUUCUUCUAAGCCUAAAGUUAAGCUUUAUGGUGAGGAUGAACAACGCUAUGCUCUUGUCAAAUUUCAAAGUUUACGUGAAAGAGAUAAUGCUCUAAACAGUUUGCAUGGAAUUUCUAUUUUUGGUGUUAAAUUAAAAGUGACAAUCUUUUACAAUGCAGAUUUUCCUAGUGGAGGUCGUGAGCUAAAUUUACAUGUAUCAGCCCCUUCACAUGAAGAUCAAUACUCUUCCAGUUUAACCCCCCUUGGGUUUAGUCAUGGCAAUCCUUUUAUUUCUCCUGGUAAUGAGUUUGAUCCGAGUGCUACAAGAUCCUUGUUCGUUGGUAACAUUCAUAAGAAUGUCAGUAUAUAUGAUCUUAGAGAUGUAUUUCAGAGAUAUGGACAUAUUUUGGAUGUAGAGAUAAAGAAGAUGAGUGGAAAUGCUACCUAUGGAUUUGUACUUUUUUUUAAUCUUCUUAGUGCUAUUAACGCUAAGAAAGCAAUGGAUGGUGCACAACUGGGACGAAACAGAAUUAGGGUUGGAUUUGGUAAAGGUACUCCAAGUAAGGUUUUAUGGAUUGAUGGAAUUGAUGCUUCUCUUAAUGAGACGCAAGUAAAGUCACACUUUUCUAAGUAUGGAACUGUUGUGCGUAUUGGCAUUGAUCGAUCGACUUAUACUGCAAUGGUUCAGUUUGAUAAAGUUGAUGAAGCAAAGGAUGCAUUGAGCAGUGUGAAAGGAAGUUUUAUUUGCAACACACAUUCAAAGAUUAUGGCUGAUUUCGCUAACAGAGAUGCUAAAGCAGCAUUUUUUACGCACCUUGAAAGCAUGGAUGGACAAUCACAAUCGUUUUAUUCCAGGCCUCCUCCAACAACUGCAAAAUCAUUAAUGAGACAUCGACCUUUUGCUGUAUUGCCAGGGCUACCUCGUCCUCCACUUGACUAUUACAGUUAUCAGUACGUUGAGCCUGAUUAUUAUGGUUACAGAUCAUAUGAUGUUCGUGCUGCCGAAGUUGCACCUAGACACUAUUCUCAAUAUGGAGUAGGAAGUGGAGACUAUGAAGAUGAUUUGAGAGAAUUUUCUAAGAAAAGAGAAAGGGAAAGGGAAAGGCGCAUUGACAAAGAAGAAAGGAAGAGAUCACAGUUUUCUUCAAGAGAGUAUAGUUCCAGUGAUACAGAAAAUCCUCGGCAUAAGAAGCAGCCUGAAGAAAAGCAGAAAAGGAAAACCAAAAAAAUUAGAAAGUGUUCAACCAGUAGUAAAAGUGAUGAUGACUGCUCCACUUGUGUUAGAACUAAGAGUGAUAGCAAUACGCUGAAAGACAAGAGCUGUGGUGGUGCCCCAUUAUCGGUGAGUACCGAAAAGAUUAAAUUAGCUAAAAAGCUUGAUGAUGAAAGUAUGAGUAAGGAAGAUGAAAGUGACUUUGAAUCUGCCGUUACAAUCAAUAAAAGUGUUCAUAAAUCAAAAUUGGAGGGGACUUCCAAGAUUGAUAGUGAUAGUGUUUAUUUAAGUAAUAAGAACGUUAGAAAAGAACCCAAAGUAAUUAUUACAUACGAUGAGGAUGAGAAUGAUGAAGUAGCCAACUUUUCAAUGCAACCGUCUCCACCUGCAUGUAUUGCAUCGCAAUUAGCAGCAUCAGAUUUUCAGGAGCAAAUGGAAGCAUUACCUACUUGUAUAGCUGAAACACUUAUUGAACAAUCUGAUGUACAGACACCUACCGGUACUAGUGAUACAAGUGAGAGGGAUGAGAAACAAUUGGAAGACAAUGAGCCUGAGGCACUUCUUCAUUCUACUGAUGGUCGUCCAAAAAUAUCUAUAGCUUGGAAAGGAAAACCACUGAAAUUAGAUAGGUUGUCUUUUCUCCAACCUCCAGUUAGUUCUGUGUCCACCGACGUAUCUAUGAAAGAAGAGAAGUUAGAAAGUGACGUUAGCAGUAAUGAGGAUUGUGAUUAUGUUAAGCCCAAUUCACAUACUUGUAAAUAUUCAGAUCUGAGCAAUAGGAUGCAAGAUGAAAAUGCACCAGAAUAUAAACUCUUUUUAAAUGAUAAAUCCACUAACGUGACCCAUUCAAGGUCAUUAAUUAAAGAUUCCAUGAGAAGUACACAGCACAGUAAAAGUACUAGACAUGAUUUGGCCAGCAAAAUUAAGAAGAAAGAAAGAACUUCUACAUCCAUCAAUAAAGAGCAUAAAGAUGUAUCUUCGGCUUCUUCCCGUGCAUCAGACUCUCAUGACCAUCGCAUGUCUCAUUUUUCUCAAUGUAUUAGUAAGAAUGGCUCUUCACAUUCAUCUGGUAGUCCUGCUUUGUACAGACAAAAAAGUCCUUUGCCACGUCAACCUCACAGUCCCAUGUCUCGUCCACAUAGUCCUAAUCAUCAACGGUCACGUAGUCCAGUAUUCCGACGCCAAAGAAGUCCUACUAUGCAUUCGUCACAUAGCAGCCCUCGUCAUCCACAUAGCCCUACUUCACGCAGUUCACGUAGUCCUACCACUCACCAUAGUCCUAGUUCAUAUCGUUCACGUAGUCCAUUGUCUCAUCGUCCUCGUAGUCCAGUGUCUCACCGCUUUAGGAGUCCUAUUUCAGGUCGAUCUCAAAGGAGUCCUGUUUCAAGCCGAUCUCGUAGAAGUCCAGUUUUAGGCCGAUCUCAUAGGAGUCCUGUUUCAGGCCGAUCUCAAAGGAGUCCUGUUUCUGCCCGGUCUCAAAGGAGUCCUGUUUCUGCCCGGUCUCAAAGGAGUCCUGUUUCAGGCCGGUCUCAAAGGAGUCCUUUUUCCGGCAGAUCUCAAAGGAGUCCUGUUUCUGUCAGAUCUCAUAGGAGUCCUGUUUCUGUCCGAUCUCAGAAGAGUCUAACUUCUGGCCGAUCUCAAAAGAGUCCUGUUUCCGGCCGGUCACAAAGGAGUCCUGUUUCAGGCCGAUCUCAAAGGAGUCCUGUUUCAGGCCGAUCUCAGAGGAAUCUUGUUUCUGGCCGAUCUCGUAGGAGUCCUGUUUCUGGUCGAUCUCAAAGCAGUGGACGAUCUCGUAGGAGUCCUGUUUCUGAUCAGUCACAAAGGAGUCCUUUUUCUGGCCGGCCUCAUAGCCCUAGGUCUUGGCAUUUGCAAAGUCAUGCCUCUCAAGAUCCUGUUUCUCGCUAUUCACGUAGUCCUUCUCCAUGUCUGCACAAAAGACGGUCACAGACACCAAUAUUGAAAACAGAGAACUUGAUUUCUCAUGAGACAAGAAAGUCACGGCAUAUCAGAAGUGGUCAAAACAAUAAACAGAACACAAGCUCAGAGCUACCAAAUACUUCCAUGUGUAAGUAUUCUCCUCCUCAUCAUGCUCGUCACUCAAGGAGUCCACAUAGAGUUGAGCAAUUACAUGACUAUAGCCCUCGACGAAGUUCACGUUUUAGGGCCUCACCCCCUGUUUCAAGCAGCAGCAGAUCACCGACAUCAUAUCACAGGAAAGUGAGUAAUGAUCAAACAAAAAGUAAAGGGCAUUAUAGUAAAAGUGCUUCCCCUGUGAAUCAACAUACUCCACCUUCCUCACCAAUUCCAUCAUCUAAAACGAGCGAAGUCAAUUCUUCUUUAUGCCCACCUGAUCUUCCUUGCCCUUCUGCUUCCCAAAAUACUACUUUUUACCCUGAUGAUGAUGUUUCUGAAGUUAAUAUAAUUACUGAUGAUGUACAUAUUGAAGUGGAUGAGGAUUUGUCACAAUCUGUUUUUUUAGAACAGUUGUUGAAUAAGUAUCCUGUAGUUUGGCAAGGUAGCCUAUCUCUAAAGAAUGAUGCUGCCUUACUUCAAUUCCACUUUUUAUCUGGCAAUGAUAAUUUACCGAGUAUGGGCCUUCUGCAUGAUAUGGACUGCAAGAUCAUAGGGACAAUACCUACUCUUCACAUAUCUCAAAGGAUGAAGCUUGAGCCAUUGCAUUUAAAAGGAAUUGAAAAAUGCAUGGAAAAGCAAACUGAUUAUUGCCUGUUACUUGGACUUCCUUGUGGACUUGAUUCAUAUGAUAUUGCUAAGCAAACCUCGUCAUUACAGAAAAGCAUCAUUUCUUAUUUAUGGUUAAAACAAGCAGCUGGCAUCAUUAAUUUGUCUACCGAAGAGGAUUCAAAAAUAGCUCUUCACAUUUUUCCUCCAUGUCAAUUUUCUCGAUCUCACCUUUCUAAAGUUGCACCUGAUAUGCUUGCAGUGGCAUUAGACGAUGCUCAUCUAUUUAUUGUCCUUGCUGUAGCGGUCAAUGAUAAUUCAUGAAUAUUUGUGCUUCUGUAUUUUUAACUUACGUGUACUUGUCAAUACAUUGUAUGAUUAUGUGUAAAUUAUUUGUCUUGGCUCUUAAUUUUUUUAAAAUAAUAAUUAAAAUUGUAA
Messenger RNA from Amphimedon queenslandica, 4991 nucleotides. RefSeq names its product msx2-interacting protein-like. Lineage: Eukaryota; Metazoa; Porifera; Demospongiae; Haplosclerida; Niphatidae. The record is from RefSeq and is a predicted model, not a curated record. The transcript is spliced from 14 exons. The coding region runs from base 150 to 4877 and encodes 1575 amino acids. Gene Ontology annotation, molecular function: RNA binding.